UCAUAGAUUAGGUACCCGCCGAAAAGCUCACGGUCACGGACAUAUAUAGUGAAAUCAACAACGAAGUCUGUAAGAAAAAGAAUAAUCUUGUUUUUUAUGUUCAAAAAUUUAAAAAUUUAUAAAUUUGAAGAUCGGAAAAUUUAAAAAAAGAAUUAGAAAUUUAGGAAUCAGAUUUGAAAAUUUGAAAACUUGCUUACACUUUUACUACAGUUUGAAUCUGACAGUUGAUUGUAACAUUCCCGCGCUGAAUUGAUUUAAAGCUUCACUAAAAAUAUUUCUAAAUGUCUGAUUCAAUUUUGAUUAUAACUUACGUUAUCAGAGGGUAAGUAAUAUGAUAGACAUACGAGACAAAAUGAACCGCGCCCCGAAUCGUCACACAAUUGGCUGUUACCAUUCGAGCUUGGACCAAUAGUAGGGCUGAGGUUCUGCAACGGGUCGCGACGGUGAACCAGUGUGGUCACGUAAGCCCACCAUACCGCAUGGUGGAUAGAUGUUUCCUUUAACUCGACGUUGUAUAAAAUGUUAUAAUCGUGUAUUGUUGUUAUUUUGCAAAAGGGAACAACGAUCCUGUGGAACAACAAUUUUCAGUCGUGCACACGAAUAUUGGCACAUGUUUGUUAUUGUCUGAACAUCGUUGGAAUACAAUCGAAUCAUAAUACACGCAAUUCAGGAGAAAUUGGAGCUUUCAAUAUUUGCUCCUUGAUAUUAAAGUACAGUUGAAAAUGAAGUGGUCACCAGGUGCUUUGUUUUGUGAACAAGUUGGUGAACUCACUCGAGUAUUUUCACAAUGGAACGAGUGUGAACAAACUGUGGUACUAUAUGCACUACUUCGUCGCAUUCCUGCAGUUCAAGCAAGGUUUCUUGCACAAGCAGUGCAGCAUUCCUUGCACUCUGUUUCUGAACUGGAUACACAAGAAUUAAAUGCCAAUAAUCCAGCAUUUAUUAAUUCACUGCUCUCAGAAUCGACCGAAGUUGCCAUUAAUCAACUUCUAACACAUUUGCCGUUAUUAAGGCCUGGGAAUAUAGAGUGCAAACAAUGCUACUUAGUAGCUAUACCAGAAUUAGUAAGCCACUGUGUGACUACUGGGCAAUAUACAGAACAAACUCAACAACUUUUAAGUUAUUGUUUGAUCCAUCCAGCUAUAACUAGUCAAGAUAGACGUUCUUUAACCCAAUGGCUUCGACAUCUUGAAGAACGUAUUAGUGGUACACCACCGAUACACAGCCUUGAGGAAUACACCAAUACUACUAUUAGAUGGGACAAUGCAUGGCAGAGAAAUUCUAAACAACAACAAACUGACCAAACAAGUUUAUUUGGUACACAACCAGGUACUGCCUUCAAUUUGCAAUUUCCCCCGCCUGUAACUCGCCAACGGCGAUCAAAUAGUCUAACACCACCGGUUGCACCUCCUCAUCAUUUAGAAGUCGUUGAUCGUACUAACAACGUAAAUUGUACAACGAGACACAAACCCCGAAGUUUUAGUGUCUCCGGAGAUCAUACAAGCAAUCUUAUUGGAUUAGGCCCAUUGAGUCCACAAAGCUCUUGUGCAAGUAGCGGUAGUGAAGGACGUUUGGACGAAACAUCUAACCGAUCACUUGCUAGUGGUAUGAGAGAUGUUCCAUCAUGGCUUAAAACUUUACGUCUUCAUAAAUAUAGUUAUCUAUUUGUUACUCUCAGUUACGAAGAAAUGCUACAAUUGACAGAAGAACAGUUAGCAGAACAGGGUGUAACAAAAGGAGCCAGACACAAAUUGGCCUUAUCUAUUGCUAAGUUGCAACAACGCUAUACGACGCUUUUAAAUUUAGAGAAAGAUUUAUUACAACCAACACGUGAUAACACACAGUCAGCGUCAUUUUUACAAGGGCCAACAGUACUGGUCAAUACAAUCGACGAAUUAAAAACAAUCUUAGCCACACCUAUGAAACCAAGCCAGGAAAAUGAUCCUCAAGACAUACCUGCGCAGUUUACUAAGGUUCUUGGUAAAUUGUGUAGCAGAUUGGCAUUGGAUAGCGUGGAUGACGGUAUUUUGUGCGCUUGUAUUAACAUAUUAGAGAAAAUAUUGCAGCAUGAUUGCUUUACUCCAAAUCAAAAAGAAAAGGUACAACAAUGGCGUAGCAGACUUGGAAAUCCACGACCAGCUCCAAAAUGGCAACAUAAUUAUGGAUAUAAUAACAGGAGGUACUGUAAUCCUCAACAGCACAAUAGAAAGCCAAGUUUAAACCUAGGACAUAUUCAUAAUACACAUCCGCAAAGCAAUUCUUUUGUGGUUAGCACUCACAGAAAUAGUAUAUCUACUCCGUAUUUACAAAAUAAUCAGAACCAAAGUGUAAAUCAGAAUACUUUACGUCCGGUCCAUGUAACCGAGAAACGACCUAGUUUACAAGAAUCUAGUUUACAGCAAUUACAAAGGACGUUACAACGUACAUAUAGCGCACCGAGGGAUCAUUUUCUCAGUCAAAGCGGUAACAACACAUCUGAAACGACAGAACCAGAGAUCAACUCUCGUCUCGAAUCUCUUUGUUUAAGAAUGACGGAGCAAGCUAUCGGAGGUUUCGGUGAGGCCUAAUAAAAUUCACUUUUGUUGACUGGAUCUACACAGAGUAAGUCCUCUUAAAAAGAAACAAAUGAAAAGAAAAAAUUUCUAAAGCGACACACAAAUAUACAUACACACAUAUACAAUGCGCGUGUGUCUGAGCUCCGUUUUUUAAAGCCGAAGGCAAGACUGACUUUCGUAGAUCUUGCGAAUGAAGAGUUCGACAGCUAUGAUAGUGCUGACAGUUGUACGUAUUCACGUACACACAUUCUCACGCUUUAAUAGCCCUACCAAAUGAAAAAUGUCCGACAUUUGAGACAUUACCAAGGAAACUCGGUUCGCGACGUCUGUAUGACAUUCGUGAAGGGAAAAACAACAAAAAAAAUAAUAUUUUUUAUUAUAUCCGAUGCAAUUAUAUACUAUUUAAUGAAACUGACAGAAUUUGGCAAGCCAAAUGCUAUUAGGAAGAUAGAUUCUUUCCUUAACUAUUUGCUGCAUCUAUAUAAAUGUAUUAUAUAAAGAAUAUAUAUGUAUACACGUAUGAUAGAAUUUUAUGGGAAGCGGAUAAAAAAAAAAUCAUAUAACGUAUAUUAGAAAAAAAGGGGGAUGAAAAAGGUACACCAUUAUUAUCGUGCGAUGUUUGCAAUAUUAUUUUUCGUGUUAUCCAUUUCGGGAAAUGGAAUUCGUCUGAUUUUAAGCGCCAGGACACAUUAUACUAAUGUAAUGUAAUUCAUUUUAAUGAACUGACUGAUUUUACUUCUUUUUAACAUUAUUAUUAUUAUUAUAUUAUUAUUUUUCAUUCUACUCUUAUCACCACCGCCGCUGUUGCUAUUACUAUCACUUAGGGAUGUGCAGGUGCGAGGUUCGAGUCGGGUAAUAUCGAGCAUAGUCGUAAAAAAUCUGGUCAAAAAUGGUGAGACUAAAUCCGUAGCGAAGAAAGUUUCCGCUUACCGCACGACGCUAUCGUCUUAAAAUACACAAAAUAUAUUCCUCGAAAUAUUUGAUAUAUCUGUAUGAAAAGUUAAGUCAGUUUCAAUUGGGCUAUAAAGUAUAAUAUAACAAGUAUCCAGAAAUUUAAAAGAUCGAAGGGUUUCAGAUUCAGUGUAAUAUUAAGAAGUCACUGUGAAUUGUUUAUAAAAGAAGAGGAAAUUUUGAUAUUUUUAUAUUGCAAUUUAUAGUCAACCUGAAACUGAUUUUCCUGGAGCAAUUUAUUUUCAGAAUAUUUUGUGAUAUUUUUAAUAGUUAUUCUGAAGUAUAUGUGAGACGGUCGUAGUAUUUUUGCUUCGUGACAAAUUUUGAAAGUAUAAAGAUAGUUAAAGAUCUUCACCGAAGUUUGCACACCUACGAUCGUGUGAAUGUGAUUCGCGUCUCCGCCUGAGUUACUCGAACCGACAACUUGGAUACAUUAAAUCACUCGCACAUCCCUAUCAUACUUUCUGUCUCCACCAUUCGUAUUGUUCCCAUCGAUAGGUUUUACCACUAUAAGUAUCCUUAUCGCUGUUCACGAUAUUAUUCUGAUCGUCGUUAUAAUUACCGCGUACUCUUACUACCACUGCUAUUUGUUUUUUUAGAACGACUAACAUGUAUGCUUUGACACCCGGUUACUACACUUUUGACCCUUAAUCGUUACCGCUGCUUCUACUAUCACCAUCCGCUACUAUGCUAUCUACUAUUACCACUAUACUACUAGUAGCACCACACUAUUACUACUAUCAGUAAUUGUAAUACUACUAAUUAUACUAUCUCCACUGUCGCGGUAUUAUUACUGUAAUUCUUCUUAGAGAAGAAAAGGCAUACUUAAAAAGAACGAUUCGUCACGCUUCGUUAUAUGCGUUGAAAAGAAUGAAGAACACUACCGUAACACGUUUUAAAUUCGCCUCUGCUAUUGCUCGGAAAUGAAAGCACAUUGUGGUGUGUAUGCUUCGUAGUUUGCGCACAGAUCUCGUGAUUUUUUAUACUCAUAUGCAACGAGUGAGAAAUGGGAAAAAUAAAAAAAAAUGAAAGACGAGGGGGGUGCGGGUAACCCGAUACGAUUCGGUAAAAUUCGGGAGAGGAACCUGUUGUGCUUGAAAUGUUAUUGUGGAGGUCCUAGAUCUCCCUAGAUUAUAUCUCUAAAUAACUAUGUCCCUAAAUGGACUCUAAUAUCAAUGUAUCUUUAAAUUCUUGAGUCUUCUUGGAGUCUUAUUUCUUGAAAUUAUUUUUGUUACAAUUUUAUAUGAGUUGAAACGAUAGCAACGCUGUGUGACUAGCGGAAAAUUUUGAUUCUCGCUAAAAUCUUUCAUCAGGUUCCCAGACGAGUUUUGCCGAAUGUCGCCCGUAAUGCCGGGUACCCGCGCCCUCAGAAAUUAUACAAUAACGGAUUUUAAAGGCCUUAAAGGGUGUAUCGAGCAAAUGCAUAAAAAGAGGGGUAUAAGACUAAUUACUAUAUACACGUAGUGAAAACACGCCGAGAUACAAAGAGGGUGGAAAAAACGCGGUAAACUUGCGUCGUACUUUUAUGACGCGACAUCGAAAUCUGUGGCUUUAAAUUAUAAGCAUACAUCAUACUACUCUGAAAUAUACAUAUGCACUUAUUAAGCAUCUUUUAAACGUAGCAUAAUAUUUUUUCGUGCAAGAUGAUAGGGAAAAGAGAGAAGUUAGGGAAAACGUGGUAAAACGAAGAAGGUUAAAUUUUCGUAAUUAAAUCUAGUAUUAGCGAUAAACCGAUAACGUAUCGAUAACACGCGAAACAAAGAAAUAAACGACAAAAAAAAAAUGAUAUAUACAAACGAAAGACUGAACAAUUCACGCGCCCGUGAGAGCCGUGAGCGAUGAAUUUUGGACGUUUUGCAUUCGUGUAUUAGAACGAGAGAGCUACACGGCCGCGUGAAUGAAAAACAAUUGGAAGACUGCGGAAGGAAAAAAACCUGUCAAAAUAUUAAGAAUUAGCGAAAAUGAGUGAGAGAGUGCGUGCGAGAGAGAGAAAGAGAGAGAGUGCGGUAUCGUGUUAAUUACGAGAGUAAUUGCUAGUUGUAUCUAGGUUGUAACGAUUUAUUCUAACGAUUAUAAUAAUCAUACUGGGACGAUAAAUUUACGUAAUGGCGUGCGGUGAUCUUUCGACUAAUUAAUUAGCCUGUUCGAGCGAGAAGAAUUUGUUUACACGACGAAUAUAGAUAGAACGAUCGGAAUACGAUGUUUUGCGGUGAUUAUUUGUUCCACCUUUUUUCUACAUCGCGACAAACAUGAACAUACACACACAUUUGUAUGGCAUACACGUGCACGAGUAUGCACGCAGGCGCUUGCUCACUAAGGAUGUUUGCUGGUAGCCCGUUGGCUGCACUGCCGAUAAGAAAAGGAUGCAUUUUGCAGUUAGAGCCGAUCAAAUUUUACGUACAUAUGCGUCUUACGGAUAUACAGGGUGUUUCAGUAAUCAAUCAGGAAAUUAAUAAGUUGAUCUUCAAACUGAAAUAAAAUAUUUAGUUUCAUAUGUCAGACAAAUUGUAUCUCUUUUUAAAAUGCUACAGAUUUUGUUUAAAGUAUUUUUUAAAUAAUCAAUGAGUUAUUUUAUGUAUUACUUAUUGACUUAUCCUGUAUAUCCUUCGGGUCAGCUUCAGAGACGUGGAACCGAACAGAGAUCCAAAUGUAUCUUCCUACGUUGUAAAGUAUGUUUUAGUUAUACAGAGUGUCUCAAUACUCGAGUACCACUCGUUCAAAUACCACUAGAAUUUAGAUCGGGUAUUCGAAUACCGGUAGAAAGAUACUUUCGGGUUUCUCUCCGAUCCGAUCUUUUCCGAAGCGAUCCGAGAUCGUAAUCUCGGGUACCCGCACAUCCGUAUUGCUCACACAUUCACUCGUGUUCAUGCACAUUAGGAACAAACAAGUGUGUACUGGCGUUAGGCAUUAGGGUGCUUGUUAAGAAUAAUGUGAUAAUUUGUAAUCUGAACAAGGACGGUGUAUUGUUGGAGACACGCUCGCUAACAAAAUCAUGAACUAGAAUGCGGACUAUUGAUUUGUGUGACCGAAGGUCACUCCUUGCGAAUCGAACCACAGGUCCUGGCAAUGCAGAUCUAUUAUUCAGACUGCUUUUAUACUGUCUGGAACAACGUCAGACUCGUAGACCUCAGAAACUCCACUCUUGAGGAGUCUAUGUGGCGCGCCAGGCGCGUGAGCAGCGAACGUGUUAACUCCACAAUCAAAUUAUCUUUUGUUAAUAAGACAAUUUGAGUUUAAAACUUUUUAUGUCUACUUAAUCUACUGACAACCGUCUUUGUAACGUUUUGACUGGACCCAGACGGGUUUUCAUUAAAUGUUAAAACUUUUAGAGAAAAAGACUGGAGCUAGUUAACUCUUUCGUUACCGAGAAUGACUACAGUUAUCUAUUAUUAAAAUAUCUGUAUAUGUGCUAUAGGUAAUUAUAGUCAUUCUAUGCGUUUGUUAAAUGAGAAAAAACAGCUAAAAUUUUUAAAUGAAAUCUUAUGUGUAAAAUUGAAAGAACUUUAUUGUACUUAUAAAGAUUGUUUUAUUAAAAGUCACCGUAACGAAAGGGUUAUAGAUUAGGUUCUUAUAGACCUUCUUUUCGCGUGCGAGUUGAAAUUCUCGAAAGGUCACAUUUCUUUUUAUAAAUCUCUUUUACGUUACUACACGUCACAACGCCCUGAGACUGCCCUAAUGCUCAUCUCUGGUGCACACUCAUACGUACAUAAAAAACACGUACAGUACAUUGUUCGACUAGAAUCCCAAGAAUGUUUUUGUACACACACAAGUAAUUUCAAGAGAGACGGUCAAAAGCUAGUCAAACAAAUACAAUUUCUAAUUUCUACCACUUUUAAAUGUGUACAGACGUUAUUUGUACAUUAAUUUCGCGCGAUUAACGCAAGAAACAAGGGAAAUGGAAAACGUGCGCGAUCGAAAAAGAACCGAACGAAAUAAAAGGGUAGAAAGAGAGAAAAGGAGGAAAGUAGACGGAGUAAAAAAAUAUGUACGACGAACAGUUUUACGUCACGCAUGCAAAAAAAGAAAAAACAAAAAAAAAUAAGUUGAAAGACUGCUUCCAAACGACUUCAGGAAAUUCGUGCAACGUAGAAUUAUUUCGUACUGAAACGCAGUAUCUAAAUAAAUAUGCGAUCGAUUUUAAAAAAAAGGCAGGACCUGAACUAAAGAAACGCAAAGAGAUAUUAUCCGCAUAUGAAACGAACGUGUAGCAAAGAUAAAAGAACAAAGAAGAGCGUAACGGGAGCGUGAUUCUGCCAAAGAUCGACGGCCGCUGAAAGAAAAUGAAUGUUGCUAAUUCGAAGUAAGAUCAUGUAUGACCCGAAAGAAACGUUGUACUUACACUGUGGUUAUAUCCGCUGAAAAGUGUUUCGAGUCGAUAAUUACGAAAGACUCUCGUUAUAUUGCCGCGGACAAAGGUGCAGUAGAAAACUACUUUGCUGAAAGAAUUUCUCAUUUGAUAUGAUUUACAUGGAUCUCGGGUUCUAGGAUGAGAAGAAACUACCGGUGUGCGCAGAAGUCUAAAGGCGGCAAUAUAACGAGAGUCCGUAUUUAGAUUGAAUCGAGAAACAAUUUCGGCGGAGUGGUAUCGGUGGCUUUCGGCAGAAACACUGCUUAUAUUGCGAUUUGGCAUCGAAUGGAUAAGAGAUCGUUUAAGUAAUAAGUUACCGGUGAAAUUUUUGAAAUUGGCGCGCAAACUGUCCUUUUGAAGAUUUUUUCAUGUGAUUGUAUUUAGAUCGGUUGUCUGACAUUGUUAGUCAUGGAGAUAUCAGAUUUCUAAAUUUAGAAAUUUAGGAAAAUGGUAAUUUGAAAAUUUAGGAACAUAAUUUCAAAUUUUCAAAUUGAUGUGACUACUCAUCACUGUAUAGGUGCAGUUUAUCGAUAGUUUAGAUAACGUCCCUAUCUUUGGCGAGAUCAGAGCUCAAAGAAGUGAUGGUAUUAACAUUGCGUCAUUUAAGACUCUUGUUACAUUGCCAAAAGUUUUUUCCUAAAAACCAUUAGUUUGAUAUGUACGCGCUAUGACAGCGAAUGAACCGCUAGUGCGCAUGCGUCACGGUGGUGGGAGAACCACCGGUGUGCAUGCGUCUUGUAGUGGGGGAUCAGUAGUGCACAUCAACGAUAGCAGAGAGCGUCGCUCAUGGACGUGACAGCUCGUAAACAUGGCAAUGUAACGAGAGUCCACUGUGAUUUGUAAAGUUUAUUACAGAUUGAAAGGUAAAAAUUAUGGAAUUCGUAGUUAAAUUUAUUCUAAUUUAAUUGAUAUUUUGCUACAUACUUAAAGCGUACAAUAAGCAGGAUGUAAAUAACAGACUACUUAAUGCCCACGUCUGUUUAUAAAUCAAUCAUGGAAAUAACGGUAUUUAUAUGAAUUUUAAUGAAUUUGUAUUAUAAUCAUGAAACUGAACGAAUCGAUAAAAUUCUUGAAAUGUAUAAUAGAAUGUUGAAUGAAUUCAGAACACCUUCAAAAGGAUAGUUCACGAAGGACGCGUGUCGUUUCAAGUUUCUAUAGAAUAAUAAAUUCAGUCGAGUUAUAUCCACGAUUCAGAACUUAUCCAUUCGUUGUGUUUGCUUUAAAUCCGCUUUAGAGAAGAAUUUGUACCACGACGGACGAGUAAAGUUGUUAGAACGCUGCUAUAGCAUAUAAGAUAUUCUCUUUGGCCGGAUGCUUGUGUUUCGACAACCACUUUUCAACGCAAGUAUCUAUGUGCGUCGUGUAUUUGGAGUAGCGUGAAAUGUGUAGUAAUUCGAAGGAACGUUAACACGUUGAAUGCCAUAACGGCCAGUGGUGGUCGCCAUGACGGUAAAACAGAUUUUCGGUAAUAUUAUUUUAUUUACACAAGGAGAGCUUUAAUUUCUGAAUUGUAUAUAUUAUGUCUAAUCUAUCAUGUAAUUGCAGGUAAAAAAUUUUGCAGUACUAAGAUUAUCAAAUUUUUAAGUAUAAAGAAAAAUGUUAACUUGCAAGUUUUACAAAAUGUGCCACCAUUAAGUUAAAAAGUGAAUUUGAAUAAUUGCAAAUGUAGAGUUGCAUUACUGGUUGCUGUGAACAACACCCUAAGUAUUUCCACUAUGGAGCUAACUUGGUCAAACCGUGACAAAUAUGGUGUCAAUUUAGGACGUCAACAUAUUAACGUAUAGAAUCUAUGGUGCAUCCCUAGUGGAGAUAACAGAAGUCAUGAAAUGCUGCUCUAAAAUAUAGCACGCCGUACUACAUACGUCCGUUUCCAUUGCGGCAUUUAACGUGUUAAGAAAAGGAAAAAUAUGUCGGCCAGCGACGUGUAUCAAAGCAAGUUUCCGGCCGAAAGCGUCAUUGACGAUAUGUAAGCCCAGGUAGCAACAAACGGUGAUCCGUCGACUGAUUUGCUUUUUUUCGUCGAGCUAGGAGAUAAACUAGGAAGUUGAUUAGGUAUGUUUUUGUAAAAGCGAAGAAACAGAAGCAGCUAGAAAAGUGAAAACGAAAAUCUGUGUAAUCGUGUGUGUGGUACUUGCCUCCAUUUCCCCAAAAGGAGGGAGAGCUUUCCUGCUCUUUCCGAAGCCUGGUCCAGACCUGUCUAAUGUGCAAAAAUGACACGAGUCGUACGUGAUGCUUUUAAAUUUUUUUCAAUGAAAAAUUUGAGAUACAAAUUGUCAUCUAGGAUGAUGGUGGGUCUGGAUUAGGGUUUAAGGCGUGCUUUGGUUGGCAAACGUGAAUACUGUGUGUAACUCGAAUGUGAAAUAACGAAGGUGCACGUAAAUUCAUGCUGGUGUCUCUAACCUAGAUUUUUUUGUAUCAGUAAGGAACAUUUACGAUUUAAUCUUAUUAAUAUUUCCCAUUCUUUGGACAUUUUUAAGUUAUCUCUUGAGUGAAACAUUUUAGAAUAUCUCGACAAUGCGGUUGUGAAACAACCGCGAAUUGCUUAUUAAUACACGAAAUGUAUUUCACUUGAUUCGGAUAAAAGCGAGACAGAAUUUUCGCGAACGUAAAGAGUGAUUUUGACAAGCUGAGUUUGAUGAUAGGUAAUUGUUGCGUGGAUUAAAAUGUCCAUCGAAUUUUCGUCGAAAAAAGAAAAGAAUGGAUUGAGAGUAUAUUGCGUUGUCGCCAAAGAAUGCCUCUGCUACACAGCGCCUUCUGUUAUUAAGAGACGUAGCUUUUGAAUUGUCAGAUUGCUAACUGGGAUAUUUUAGUUACGUAAGCUGGAUAACUUGUAAAAAUGCAAUUUUUGUACUGUUAUAACGUUAAAUAGACGAAGGUAUACUGACGUUGUAGCGUGAAAGAACAUUUUUCAAUAAAAAAUUUUUCAUACGCAGA
Molecule: messenger RNA, 10788 nt
Organism: Megachile rotundata (alfalfa leafcutting bee)
Lineage: Eukaryota; Metazoa; Arthropoda; Insecta; Hymenoptera; Megachilidae
Gene: smg
Product: sterile alpha motif domain containing protein 4 smaug
Biological process (GO): nuclear-transcribed mRNA poly(A) tail shortening; regulation of mRNA stability; negative regulation of translation
Cellular component (GO): P-body
Molecular function (GO): translation repressor activity; mRNA binding; protein binding
Source: RefSeq, a predicted model, not a curated record